Dromiciops gliroides (monito del monte) is the source of this 1680-nucleotide messenger RNA. It is a transcript of the gene TRMU, whose product is annotated as tRNA mitochondrial 2-thiouridylase. The record is from RefSeq and is a predicted model, not a curated record. Gene Ontology annotation, cellular component: mitochondrion. Gene Ontology annotation, biological process: tRNA wobble position uridine thiolation. Lineage: Eukaryota; Metazoa; Chordata; Mammalia; Microbiotheria; Microbiotheriidae. The transcript has 11 exons. The coding region runs from base 213 to 1373 and encodes 386 amino acids. Gene Ontology annotation, molecular function: sulfurtransferase activity.
CUACUGUAUGCUCAGCACCUGGGACCGGAAAGAGGCGGGGCCUGGCACAGCAACAGCCCCACCGCCAGCCCUGCCCCUGCUGUCCUUGCCACUGCGGACCCGGGCUCUUCUUCUGUCGGGUGACAGGGCACCCCGGGGCUGGCGCUCUUGACACCUGCUCUUCUGAACCUCAGUCUCUUCUUCUGUUGGGAUAUGAGGUCACGGGUGUGUUUAUGAGAAACUGGGACUCGCUGGACGAGCGUGGCGCAUGCUCUGCGGACAGAGACUGUGAGGAUGCGUCCCGUGUGUGUCGCGUGCUGGGCAUCCCCUUCCGCCAGGUGUCAUUCGUCAAGGAGUAUUGGCACGACGUGUUCACGGACUUCCUAAACGAGUAUGAGAAGGGGCGGACCCCCAACCCGGACAUUCUGUGCAACAGACACGUCAAGUUCAAGGCUUUCUUCCGCUAUGCCAUGGACCACCUGGGAGCCGAUGCAAUGGCCACCGGGCACUACGCCCGGACGUCCCUGGAGGACGAGGAAGUCUUUGAGCAGAAGCAUGUCCCGAGGCCCGAGGGGCUCUUCAGGAACCGCUUUGAAGUGAGGAACGCCGUGAAGCUCCUCCAGGGAGCCGACACCGCCAAAGACCAGACCUUCUUCCUCAGCCAGGUCCCCCAAGACGCCCUGCGCAGAACCAUCUUUCCCCUGGGAGGGCUCGCCAAGGGCUUCGUGAAAAGAAUUGCCGCCGAGAACGGUCUCCAGCACGUGCUGCAGAGGAAAGAGAGCAUGGGCAUCUGCUUCAUUGGCAAGCGGCAUUUGGAAAGCUUCCUCCUUCAGUAUUUACGGCCUCGUCCGGGCAACUUUGUCUCCAUAGAAGAUCACAAGGUCCUCGGGACACACCAAGGCUGCUUCCUGUUCACGCUUGGCCAAGGAGCUAAAAUCGGGGGCCUGAGAGAUCCCUGGUACGUGGUUGAGAAGGACAUGAGGAGCGGGGACGUGUUUGUGGCCCCUGGCCCCGACCACCCUGCUCUAUACAGGGAUGUGCUGCGCACGGGCCGCGUGCACUGGAUUGCAGAAGAGCCCCCGGCCCAGCUGGUCCACCACAAGAUGAUGGAGUGUCAUGUCCGCUGGCGGCACCAGAUGGCGCUAGCGCCCUGCGUGCUGACGCUCAAUCAGGAUGGCAGCGUGUGGGUGACAGCCGUGAAGCCAAUGAAAGCCCUCGCCACGGGCCAGUUUGCCGUGUUCUAUAAGGGGGACGAGUGUCUCGGCAGCGGGAAGAUCCUCAGACUCGGGCCAUCGGCCCACACGCUGCAGCUGGGAAAGCGUCAGUCCACGGUGACCACGGAUGCCUCGGACAGUAGCCAGGGCCUCGGCCCCCCUGCUGGCCCCAAUAGCUGAGUGUACGAGGUGGGGAAGCAGCAAGGACCGAUCCAGGGGAGCCCUGUGUGCUCACCACGCUGGCAUCCCCCUUCUGAGGCCCUCCCAGGGGGCUCCCAGUCAUCACAGCCAGGGAUGAAGCAGGCGGAGUGACCAGAGGCUCCCUGCUGUGGAGAUGGUUGCAGUCUGUGCUGGUGGCCGAUGGACCCCCGCCCGCCCUGAGUGCCCAGCUCACUCCUGGCUCUGUUGGUGUGAAGGGCCCGGUGGGGGAGGGGUGGUCCUGUCUCUGUCAACACCGGGUGGAGCAUGAAUAAAAGUUGUGCCUGGA